Messenger RNA from Chiloscyllium plagiosum (whitespotted bambooshark), 5635 nucleotides. The record is from RefSeq and is a predicted model, not a curated record. NCBI's taxonomy places the organism in Eukaryota, Metazoa, Chordata, Chondrichthyes, Orectolobiformes, Hemiscylliidae.
GUUUGGGGGCCGCGGCGGGGCGAGCGCCGGCGGCGCGUGCACCGUCCUCAGCAUUUCCUUCCCUGUGAAGCCAAGCACCGCCGGCAGAGACGGGCGGGCGGCAACAGGAGGUGUCACUGAUCCUGCAGUCUCUCGUUCUGUCCCUUAUCUGAAACUUCACCUUUCUCCCUCACCCCACUCCCCCCCCCCCCCCCCCCCUCAUUCCGGCGAGGGAAAACAAACCGACACUUGAAAACAUGCCGGAGGUGAUCUCUGUGCAAGAAUUUAUCCGCGAAACUCUGGAGGACCACAGCUCGCCGACAACCUCCUCCUUCACCACCAAAAUGGCAAACUGCAGGAACACAGUGACUGCACUCGAGGAGAGUUUAGACAAAGACAGGUCUGUACUCCAGAAAAUGAAGAAAGCAGUCAAAGUGAGAUAUACCUCAGGUCAAGAAGACGUUUCCCUUCAGGAAACAUUCAUUAAUGAGCUGGAAAAACUUGUAGCUAAUUUCCAAAGUAAUGAAGAGUCAGUACUGGCUGAAGCUUUCAGUAAAUUUGCAGAGUCUUCCAAAGAACUGCUGACACCAAUGAAAAACCUGAUGCAGAGUGUGAAUCACAUUGUCUUUUUCCUGAACUCACUGCUGAAAGGAGAACUAAAAGGAAUUAAGGGGGAUUUAAAGAAGCCCUUUGAAAAAGCUUGGAAAGAUUAUGAAAACAAAUUCACUAAGAUUGAAAAAGAGAAAAGAGAACUUGCAAAGCAAUAUGGAAUGGUACGAAUUGAAGUGACUGGAGGUGAAAUAGCAGAGGAGAUGGAAAAGGAACGGAAGAUGUUUCAGUUGCAGAUGUGUGAGUAUCUGAUCAAAGUAAAUGAGAUAAAGACAAAGAAAGGAGUGGACUUGCUACAAAAUCUCACCAAGUAUUAUCAUGCACAGUUCAUAUUAAAAUCAAUAUGGCGCAAAUUUCAAGGCUUUAUUGCAGAAGUUAAAUCUGAUUCGAUGCCAAAGCCAGCCAGUCAGGGGAUUAAUGGCAAGUCAAUCAGAAAGCUGAAUAGCUAUCAGUCAGGGCUAUUAUUUCAAGUUGAUCAUGCGGGAGGGCGACAAUUUGUGCCAAUUAAGGGGAUGCAACCAAUUGCCCCAGAGAUCAAGCAGAACCAGGAUGAAGAAAAGAAGCAGCUCUGCAGCCUUCGUGAUCAGCUCAAACCAACAUUACAGUUGGACCACAAGGAGGAUUCUGUGAGUCGCCAGUCCGUUUACAGCAUGCACCAACUCCAGGGUAAUAAGCAAUAUGGCACUGAGAAAACUGGAAUCCUGUAUAAGAAAAGUGAUGGGUUGAGGAAAGUUUGGCAGAAGAGGAAAUGCAUCAUAAAGAACUGUUACCUGACCAUUUCGCAUGGAACUCCCAACCGACAGCCAGCAAAGCUCAACCUGCUGACCUGCCAAGUGAAACCCAGUUUGGAAGAUAAAAAGUGCUUUGACCUUAUUUCACAUAACCGCACAUAUCAUUUCCUUGCAGAUGAUGAGCAGGAUUGCAUGGCGUGGAUCUCAGUUCUAACCAACUGCAAGCAAGAAGCGCUAAAUGUGGCUUUUCACCACAGUGGUGGAGAAAACAGUAUUGAAGAUCUGACUAAAGCCAUCAUUGAAGAUGUCCAACAUAUGCCAGGGAAUAACGAGUGCUGUGACUGUGGGGCAGCAGGUCCAACUUGGCUUUCUACGAAUCUUGGAAUAUUAAUAUGUAUAGAAUGUUCUGGAAUUCACCGAGAGAUGGGUGUACAUUAUUCCCGGAUACAGUCCCUAUCACUAGACAAGCUUGGGACCUCUGAACUCUUGGUUGUAAAAAAUGUUGGAAACUCCAGAUUUAAUGAACUUCUGGAAGCUAAUCUCCCAAGUUCAUCAGUAAAACCAACAACUGACAGUCCUAUGACAAUGAGGAAAGAUUACAUCAUAUCAAAAUACAUAGAUCGUCAAUAUGUGAAAAAGAGCAAUAGUACUCCUGUGACAAAGUUGAAUAAUUUAUGCACUGCUGUAACAUGCAAGGAUAUAUUUGCAUUGAUACAGGCCUAUGCUGAAAAGGUCAACCUUAGUGAAUCAUUGCCAUCUUAUGCACAGGAACCAGGAGAGACUGCUCUUCACCUCGCUGUACACCUUGCUGAUCUCACCUCCCUUCACAUUGUGGACUUCCUUGUGCAAAACUGUGGGAACCUUAGCAAGCAAACCAUGAAAGGAAAUACAGCUGUUCAUUACUCCUGUCUAUUCAAUAAAGCAGAAUGCCUCAAACUACUCAUGAGAGCCAGGGCCAACACCAUUAUUUUAAAUGAAAAUGGAGAAACUGCUAUGGAUAUUGCUCAUAGACUGAAACACCAAUAUUGUGAAGAACUGCUAACUCAGGCAAAACUAAACCGGUUUAAUCUACAUACAAAUGUGGAAUAUGAGUGGCGACUGAGACAGGAUGAUUAUUAUGAGAGUGAUGAUGAUCUGGAUGAAAAGCAGGGACCUAUUAAAAGGGAACGUUCUCUUAGGCCAUACAGCUGUUACCAGCCAGCUGGCAAACAUUCAACAAGUCUAGAGAAGCCUAACACAGUGGCUAUCAGCAAAGACUCUCCCUGUAUAUCACGAGAGCACCGACGUGAACAACCCUGUGGAUUGACCAAUCAGUCGCGAAGUACAGAAUCUCAGUCUUUAUCCCCUGUAUCAGAGGGGCCUCCUAUUCCACCCAGAAUCCCUAUCAAAGCUCCAAGUGUCCCACCACCACCACCACCAUUUUCUGUCAAGAGUCCUCCUUCUGGAAGUGCCACCUUUACCUCGGACAGCCCGUCAACUAAGAAACGACCGCCUCUACCCCCACUGACAACUAAGCAUAAACGGACAUUAUCUGAGCCCACACCCAAAGUACCUCAUAGCCCGCUAAAUCGCAAGCAAUCCUCAUUUGAAUCUACCCCACCAUCUAGUCCGCCUCCUCCAGUGGUGGAUAGAUCUUCACCAAGGCCAAGCAUGCUGUCUCCAAAGAUAACACAUGGUCUUCAUGCUCUCCCAGAAUUACCAGAGACUGAUCAAAAGAAACCUGAACAACUCUACUCCAUACCCAAAAAAUCCAAAAAUGUUGCAGAGGUUAGCCAGAGGUCACCAUGGCCUGUUACUUCACCUGUAAUUUCUUCCUUUGCUGAACCAAAUAACGAUACGUAUGCUGUGCCUGGAAACCCAAUACCACUUCCCCGGAAAAUGAAUAUGGCAAAACCCAAAAUUCGUAGAGGAAGAGCCAUUUACAACUGCACAGCAGAUCACGCUGAUGAGCUUACAUUCACGGAGGGAGAGAUUAUAGUAAUUACUGGAGAGGAAGAUCAGGAGUGGUGGAAUGGCUAUAUAGAAGGGCAACCUCACAGAAAAGGUCUUUUCCCAGCAUCUUUUAUCCAGUUACAAACAAGCUAACAGAUCUAAUCCUUCAAUCUGAGCAAUUAAAGUGAGAGAAGACCAACAUCAUUCGCUUCAUCUGUAUCAUUUACUUCUUGGAGUUUGAAGCGUCUAUUAAUUUUACUGAAAGGUAGUCGUCAUUUGAAAAUUGUUUCUAAUGACCAUGAACAGUGAACCAGUUCUUCUAAUGCAGUGGCCCUUCUGAGGGAAAAAGCUAUACUGAUGCAGCAGGCAGUUUGGUAAAACCCGAAUACAAUGUUUAACUUCAGGAAAGAUCCAGAUUGCUGUUUGAAAGCAGGUGGCUGUUUAAUUUGUUGCCCUAAGUGUAUGCCUUACUGUACAAUGCUCAUGUAUAUGUUGGUAUUUUAAAAAAUUUGUUUCCAAUUAGUGAUAUUAUUCAGUUAUAAAUGUUUAAAGAUUUAAAAUGGUCAUCAUAAAACCACUCGAGAAUUAGCCAUUAUAUAUAAUAUAUAUAUUUUUUAUAUAUGGAAAAAUCCUAUCUUUAGAAAUAUUUGUGCUUGGAGAGGUCAACACCUGACCACACUGCCUGGUGGCAAGCAUUUACUGAGGAUAAGGGAACAUCUCUCAUACCAGGCUCUGCUUUCUUUGUUGCCACUUCAGAACUUUUAUUUUGAGCAACAAGCAAUUAUGACAAUCCAUGAUGAGGAAAUAGCCUCCAAUAGGCUGUGGAAGAAGAAUGUGUGAAAAUUAUGGAAGAGUCUAUGUAUUUUUAUUUUUAAAGAUGGCAAGUAAUAAUUUAAAAAUGCUAAGUGUUCAUGUUAAAACAUUUUAACAAGAAAAUAAAUCCCUAUAUCUUAUUUAAGAUAUGAUGGUCUCUGGACUAUCAAACUUAGUUUGGAUUUGUGUUUACCAUGUCGUAAAUGUGCUUAUGUGUAAUGACUGAAAUUCAGAGCAUCUAGAUCAUGAUCAAAAUUAAAAACAUUUCUCCUACCCCAUUCCCACUCCUCCUAAAUAUAUGGCAGGAAGGAAGGGAUAAAUUGUGUUGAAUGACCUUAGCUUAUAGUUGUGAAUGCCUGCACAGAUUUUUAAUUAAUGAAUUUAUACCGAGUGAACUACCUCUUUGGAGUGUGAAAUAAAACAGAAAAUGCUGGAAUUAUUCCGUAGGUCUGGCAGCAUCUAUGGAGAGCAUUAGAGAGUUGAUGUUUCAAACCAAAUAUAACACUUCUGUUCUCAAGAAGAGUAUUCAACUCGAAACUUUAACUCCCUUUCUCUCUUUACCAGUGAUGUCUGAUUUCAGCACUUUUUAAUUUCAGAUUUCCAACAUCCGCAGUAUUUUGUUUUCAUUUUUGGAGUGUGAAAUACUUUUCCUUUUGAAAUUGGAACAAAUCUCAGCAACAGAAUCAGGAAUGCAUCAGCACCACCUAGAGUUUGAACAAAGCAGUCAUGAAGGCGACUUUACACAUUGCAGCCAGUUUGCACAAAAUCAUUCUUCUGUAUCUGCAAAUUUUUUUAGAUUAGAUUUCCUACAGUGUGGAAACAGGCCCUUCGCCCCAACAAGUCCACACUGACCCUCCAAAGAGUAACCCACCCAGAUCCAUUUCCCUCUGAUUAACAGUAAACUUCCUCUCAAUUUGUCUCAAGCAUAAAUUGUGACUUACUAUUGCCUUCCCCUUGUCCCUCCUCCAGGCUUGAUUUUGGCAUCAUAAAAAUGAACAGUGUUUCUUAGUGGUAAAUGUAUUAUUAAACAAUUAAAUCAAACUGUCAAAUCAUCCUCAUUACUGCCAGGUUAACUGGUAACAGUGUUAUUUGCAAUGUGGAUUUGUUCAGUUUUAGCUCACUGUUGAUCUGAUCUGAAAAAUAAAAGGAAAAUGAAGGGCUGAUGAGCUGACUUAUUCUAGAUUGGGACCACAUAAGAAAGCAUUGAUACUUUGGAUGGUCUAUUCAUAAGGCCUCUGCCUACUCUUCCCAACACCACCACAUGAAAUAUCUAUUACUAUUACCGUAAUUGUGUAGAUACUGCAGCGAGAUUCACAAUCACUUGCUUUGUUCAAGAGAUUAUGAAUAAAAAUAGAAAGCAGAGUUAAGAUCAGUACGAUUGGAACAUUGUAAUCUGAUAUGAGGAAAAGUAUUAUUUUUUUAUUUUUAAUUAUGCUCAAUGAAAGAAAUCAUUUCAGAAUUCUCAUUCCUAUUCUUGACUACUGUGUGAUUAUUCUCUUUCAUGUACUUUAAAGGUGUAUACCAUCUUAAUUAUCAUUGUGAAUAAAUGGCAAACUUGGUUAAUUACUUAA